This is a messenger RNA of Orbicella faveolata, 4492 nucleotides long. RefSeq names its product cytoplasmic polyadenylation element-binding protein 1-like. Lineage: Eukaryota; Metazoa; Cnidaria; Anthozoa; Scleractinia; Merulinidae. Gene Ontology annotation, molecular function: mRNA regulatory element binding translation repressor activity; ribosome binding; translation factor activity, RNA binding. Gene Ontology annotation, biological process: negative regulation of cytoplasmic translation. The record is from RefSeq and is a predicted model, not a curated record. Gene Ontology annotation, cellular component: nucleus; cytoplasm; synapse.
UAUAGGCUUAAUCAAAGCAUCAAAAUACAGCUUGCGCUCUGCAAGGGUUUUGUGACACUAUUUUGCAACGGCUUCAGCAUGACGUUAUUUUCCGCCACUUCUGUGUUAUAGAAUAGUUUAAUUUCUGUCAUUUAUUUGUUCUAUAUAAACAUUCCAAAUAUACAAUCUCAUGAUGACUCGAGGACGCAAUCAAACAAUUGAAAAUCAUUUCACGUCCCCAACAAUACAAAAGGAGAACAAAAACAAUUAUCAUAAACACCUCUAAUUUAUUCUGGCAGUGUAAAUAUUUUACUAUAGAGAAAUCCUGUUUACUACGAAGCACAUUUCUCUGCCAAAUCGCGAAUUGACGAAGCAAACUGUAAUCAACAGGAAAUACACCUCAUUGCAUUAGAGUAAAUUUUCUCCUGUUUUGAAAACAGUGCGAAAAAGGCGCGAAAUACUAAUACUGUUUUAGGGGAAGCCGAUAAUAAGUAUCUUUUCCCGAAAUUUGAAUUCUGAAAAUCUUAACUAGCAGAUAUCUUUUUAAUUAUCGAAUUAUUAUUGCUGGGAAAGCAAAGCUGGCGAGGAAUCAUUCGUAUUAUUUUGGCCGGAAACUCUGAUUUGUGCUACAGACAGCACCUCUUUUGACAGGUAUUUGUGAAGACCAAGUAGUGUGUUUUUUCCUCGUAUUUCUCCAGACGUGCAAGAUCUUAUUUUCUUUCCAACUUAGCAUUUAAUUAACUGGUACGAAGAUGAUAAUUACCGGGUGAAAAAAUUAACCGGGAGUGAUGAUUAGAGGAAGUUAGCGCCUGACUUGAGUACGACGAUUCGAUUGGCUAAGAAACAAUUACAAUAUUGACUGACCAAUGAGCUGACGUGCACGAGAAUCCACAGAUUCCACGUGCAUGGAGCUUCCAAACCGAAAUGAUACAAAUAGUGCGGCCAUGAGAGUCGAGAAUGAAGAGGUUUGCCAGUUCCCGACGCUUUCACUUUCAGCCAUGAGUAAGGAGAAUGCACCAGAGGAUAAGACUUCCAUCCUGACCCGAAUCAAUGCCUUGCUGGACUCAGCCCUGGAUCCUAACUCAGCUGGGCGAAGUCUGUUUCCACCUCAACCAAUUCAGCAGCCAUCCUGUGGGUCUUUCAUCGGUUAUCCUGGUUUUCAGCCCACACCGCCAGACUCGAGAUCUCCAAGCCCAUUGCUUAUAGACGAAAGGGCUGGCGAACAUUUUAUGGGUAAUUUCAUGACUGGCAGUACUCCUUUUGGAAUGCAUACGCCACCAGACAGUCUUCCGUCUUCUCCACUUGGUGCAUUUUCACCAUUUGGAGCAUUUCCUUUCUCGCCUCUUUCUCCUGUGGAGUCGGAUUCCAGUAUUAGUCCCUUGAGGCAUUCAUACCGCAGCCCUAUGUUCCCCCGUUGUCAGCCAAGACAAAUUGGGUUACCUCCUGCAGCACUUCAGCCAGCUGAGAUACCAUCAAUGGGUAGCCUGUUUACUGAUCCUCGGUGGACUGGUGUUAAUCCUUUGUUUGGAAUGUGGACUGAUCCUUUAGGUGUUGAUUAUAUGCAGCAAACUGGGCUUGCACAAUUGUUACCAGUUACUGACUACAGUAAGGUGAAUAUGAAAAAGUGGUCAGGACAACUACCUCGCCGUAACUAUAAGAAUCCAAGCUACUCAACCAAAGUUUUCCUCGGAGGUGUUCCUUGGGAUAUUACAGAAGCAUCUCUAGUGAUGUCCUUUAAACCUUUUGGUUCAGUCAAAGUGGAGUGGCCUGGGAAGGCUGAUGGUCGACAUCUGCACCACCCUCCUAAAGGUUAUGUUUAUCUGAUCUUUGAUUCUGAGAAAUCAGUCAAAGCCUUAUUAGCUUCCUGCACUCAUGAUUUCUGCAAUGGUGGAGAUUGGUACUUUAAGAUCUCUAGCAGACGUAUGAGAUGUAAAGAGGUACAGGUGAUUCCGUGGGUUCUGUCUGAUACAAACUAUGUGCGUGGUCCUCAUCAAAGACUGGACACCAGCUGGACUGUGUUUGUAGGUGGAUUACAUGGUAUGCUAAAUGCAGAGGGUCUGGCUUAUAUUAUGAAUGAGCUUUUUGGUGGAGUUGUCUAUGCUGGCAUUGACACUGAUAAACAUCGCUACCCUAUAGGUUCUGGUCGCAUUACAUUUAACAACCAGAAGAGCUUUCUCGAUGCUGUCCGUUCAGGAUUCAUUGAAAUAGAAACACCAAAAUUUGUUAAAAAGGUCCAAGUUGACCCAUAUUUAGAGGACUCCAUGUGUGACAUUUGCCAUACUACCUCUGGACCUUUCUUCUGCCGUGAAGAGUCCUGUUUCAAGUAUUACUGUCAUUCAUGUUGGUUGUGGCAUCACUCAAUUGAGGGUUAUCGUCAGCACAGGCCUUUGACUCGUACAAGCAAGAGUGGAACAACUCAGUGAUUCACUACAGCCUAGCGACACAUUGUACCUGCCGCAAGCCAGCUGCUUACUAGACUUAUUGCAUCUGACUUGCAGAGAAAGAUUGUCAGCUGUGCUUUAAUAUUAGUUUCUUUUUUGCUACGGGUUCAGUCAUGUGAUGUGAAUGUUCUGAUUGGUAUUUUGAAGUACAGUUGUUGAAGGUUAAAGUGUUUAAGUUCUCCUACUAGUCUAGAUUUCUUUCUAGUCCUCAGGCAACAUCAACAUGCGGUAAAAUGUUUCCUUGCAUUGACGUUGACCGUAAGCUAUCAUGUUCUGGUGUUAAUAUGUUGAGCUGGGGAUUACAAAGUUACUCAACACCGUUUUGAUUUAAUUUUUGUUAUGAAUUUAACAAAAAAGCUAAUGAUUUACUUUUGCUUUGUCUAUCACUUCCAGUUUUAGCAUUUUCUACACAUUUAUACUGCGUGAUUUGCAAGUUUAAACAUUCAUGAUAGAGGUUUUUCUUUGAAAAAAGAAACUAUAUUAAAAAAACCUACAAUUUUUGUGUCCUUGUUGAGGCAUGAAAAAUUCGCAUUUGUCGUUUGUUUUCUAGGCUAUAUAUGGCUGUGAGAUGAUCUGUUUUGUAAACUUUGAUAUUUGUAUUUGACAACAUUUUGCUACCACUGCCAUGGUUUGCUUAAACUUGCUAUCAUUCUGUUUUUGAUGGAUAAUCUUCGUUUUGAAUUAUUUUAGUUUUGUAUUUGUUUUAGGUUAUCUAGGGCUUUUUUGAUUGUUACGAUGUCCACAUGCUUUGAGUGGCAGUUACUGUUUAUUUUUGCGCAAAUAGCAAGCUACACUGCCUGAGCCUGGUGUUGUUUAAUUGCAUCGGAGAAAGUCUACUCCUCAAGGGCUGGGCCUCAAACAGUAGGAGUACACUCUUUUUAUGUCUAUUUACUAACCUCAAUUUUUUUUUAUACUGAUUUGUGUCAUUUUCACACAAACACUUGUAUUUCUAUCGUUAACUAAUUUCUACUUAUUUUUUUUACUAAACUGGAGUCUGAUUUAUUGGGCACCACAAUUUGCGCAAAAUACUUGUACAUAGUUUUGCUGGAGUGUUUUCUAAUUUUCAACUUUUGAAUGCAAGUAAUUUACUUUGUCUUGAUAUAGCUUCUUUUAACUAUAAUUAUAUGACAAAAGGUAAAAAAGGGAAAAAAAGAGCUGUUUUUAUCCAUAAUUGGAAAAAAGAAUUGAAAAAAGUUUAAUUGUUGUAGUGAAUUACACUUGACACGUUUGGAUACCAUUAAGUUAUUGAGGUUACACUUAUUUAGACAAAAAGUUUCAUCCUUGUUGAGUAUAGCGUGAUAAAGUCGUUUUUUAACUUAGAAAACAAACGGAACAAAAAAAACGUAUAUGUAGAAAGUGUGAAAUGUAUUUAUUUUUGUACCUGUUAUAAAGUAGGUGAGCUUUUUAUUGUUGGAGAGAUGGUGGAGAGCUAAUAUAAGUAUAAUUAACUAUUUAUAAUGUUCAAGUAUGAUAAGCUAAAAAGUUUUGUAAAGAGUUCUCAUUGGUAAGUUAUUUUUUGGGCAUGUUAAUGUUUUUGUUUUGAGAAAUAUUGAUGUGCUCUUGGCAAAAGUUGUUAUUGACAGGAUCUUACAUGCCUGUUGCAUCAUUGGUGUACAGAUAUUUAGUAUAUGAGAAGAUUCCUUGGUAAAAACUACUAGGUUGUUUUCUCAGAUUAAACUGAAAAGCCUUGUUGCAUUUGUGUGGUUGUGUCUCGUUACCGGCACCCCUAAUCGGCCCUUCUAUUUUUCACAGCAUAUCAUGUAUGUUGUGAGGUGAAGGAUUGCAGGGUGAUGAAUUCUUAAUUAUCUUUUGGCAGUCUAAGAAACCUAUCUGCUGCAGAGCAGACGAGAUCAAUGUUUACCCCAAGUGCGAGGACCGUUUUUGAGCCUAGGAAAGCUUAAGAAACGACGACGGCGACGCCCAGUCAAAAAUGAAUUUAUAUUUUACCAGCGAAAUUCGCAAUGGUCUAGAUCUCUUCAGUACACCAAUGGCUCAAAAAACUUGCUCAGGUUAAAAUUGCUAUGACAAUGUUCAAUACCAAAUGGAAAUACGAGACAGCCGUUGUCGUUCGC